Molecule: messenger RNA, 335 nt
Organism: Paramecium octaurelia
Lineage: Eukaryota; Ciliophora; Oligohymenophorea; Peniculida; Parameciidae
Source: the annotation of a GenBank genome assembly
UUAAUUAUGAAAUAUACAUAUGACUCAGUGAAAGGGGCUCCGUAGGAAGAAUAAGGAGGUGACAUGUAACAAAUUUUUUCAUUCUUAUUGGCAUUUGCAGGAACUUGGAUGAAAGUAAAAAUAAUGUUCAAGAAUAGUAAAAAGUGUUCAUAUGGAUGGCAUUUUUUUUUUUGUUAUCUUCUUGUGCAACAAUGAAAACUAGAUCAGCAAAUUACAUGUAAAUUAUCUUAAAUUUUGGCAUCAUCGUAAUGGGAUUUCUAUCACUGUAUGUUUGGUAACCAAAACAUGAGAUGUUAUUGCAACAAUAGAAAGAAUAAGCUCAGCUAAUAAAUUGA